Paraglomus occultum is the source of this 519-nucleotide messenger RNA. The record is from the annotation of a GenBank genome assembly. NCBI's taxonomy places the organism in Eukaryota, Fungi, Glomeromycota, Glomeromycetes, Paraglomerales, Paraglomeraceae.
AUGCCCGAAGGUCAUCAUUACGAAAAAGAAGAAUUGAACAAGGCUUAUAUUUUCACUAAUUACGACAAGAAUCAUAUUAGAGAUAUUAGCGAACUAGAAACCAAGAAUAAAAUCCCUGUUUACUUUACCGAACUAAAAAAAGAUAUUAAAAGGAUUUGUUUGGAAACAACUUAUCACCACCGAACCGAUUUUGAUAUUCUCAUUCUUCCAUUGUGGCAAAAAAUUUUUUUAGAAGUAAUGGAUCGAGAAUUUGGAACCAACUCUCAAUUGUCUAACGAAAAUAAAAAAAGUGUGGGAACAAGGAUUGACUUUUCUUGGACAAGGGUAAGCAAUCAAAUUAUUGUAGAUGCCGAAAUUACUAGUUUUGACAAUUUUGCCAAUGAAAUAAAAAGAAAAGGACAGAACUUCGAUUACCAUUUUUCCCGGUUAGAAGUGGAAAAACUCUAUAAUUCACUUUGUUUUCAAGAACUUAAAAAUCAAGGAGAUGAGGAAGCAAAAUAUAAUCCAGCAAGCUCAUGA